Molecule: messenger RNA, 1516 nt
Organism: Dioscorea cayenensis subsp. rotundata (Guinea yam)
Lineage: Eukaryota; Viridiplantae; Streptophyta; Magnoliopsida; Dioscoreales; Dioscoreaceae
Product: phosphoglucan phosphatase DSP4, amyloplastic
Exons: 15
Coding region: 87-1121 (344 amino acids)
Biological process (GO): protein dephosphorylation; starch catabolic process
Cellular component (GO): chloroplast
Molecular function (GO): protein tyrosine/serine/threonine phosphatase activity; starch binding; carbohydrate phosphatase activity
Source: RefSeq, a predicted model, not a curated record
AUUUUCAAGAACCUGAUCUCCGGCUUGGGAAUGACGAGUCCAGGGGAUUUCACAGAAAUGUUAGAGUGCCCACUGGAAAUAAGCCAAUGUUACGGAUUGAUCGUCCUAGAAAUGUCAUCAUGAGUGCACAUUCUAGCAGCAUGAGUACUGAAAAGAGUGAUCCUGAAGAAAAGGAAGAGAAAUCAGAUGUAUAUAGCAAAAACAUGACCCAAGCAAUGGGUGCAGUGUUGACCUAUAGGCAUGAACUUGGAAUGAAUUACAAUUUCGUUCUUCCAGACUUGAUUGUUGGUUCUUGUCUUCAGACACCCGCAGAUGCUGACAAGCUCCGAGAAAUAGGGGUGAAAACCAUUUUCUGCUUGCAGCAAGACUCGGACCUUGAAUAUUUUGGGGUGGACAUUGGUGCCAUUCGAGAAUAUGCCAAUGCUUGUGAUGAUAUUGCACAUUAUCGUGCUGAAAUCAGAGAUUUUGAUGCAUUUGAUCUGCGGAUGAGGCUGCCAGCUGUAUUGAGCAAAUUACACAAGGUUAUCAAACAAAAUGGUGGGGUGACGUAUAUACAUUGUACUGCUGGACUUGGAAGAGCGCCUGCUGUUGCGUUGACAUACAUGUUUUGGAUUCAAGGCUAUAAGCUUAGUGAAGCAAACUGCUUGUUGCAGAGCAAAAGACCAUGUUUUCCAAAAUUGGAAGCCAUAAUGAGUGCAACUGCUGAUAUUCUAACUGGGCUGCCCAAGAGCCGUGUCACUUUGACAUGGGAAGACGAUAAUUGUUCGUCAGUGGAAGUGUCUGGACUAGAUAUUGGAUGGGGACAGAGGAUUCCUUUAGAGUUUGACAAGGAUCAAGGUUUAUGGAUUCUGCAGAAAGAGUUACCAGAAGGGCGCUAUGAGUACAAGUACAUUAUAGAUGGUGAAUGGACCUGUAACAAGUAUGAAUUGAUAACCAGCCCAAACAGUGAUGGGCAUGUAAACAACUAUGUCCAGGUUUACGGUGAUGAUUCAACCAUUGCCACCAGGGAGACUCGAAAACGGUUGACUAGUGAUGAUGUGGAUCUGACUGUUGAGGAACGGCAAAGGAUCAAGGAGUUAUUAGAAUCAUACAUUGAACCAAAUGACGAAGAUAUAAGAUAAAUAGCAGCAUUUGGAUGGUAUCUGUUGUAUCAUAUCUGCUUCCCUGGUACAGGAAACAACAUACCAUCUAGGCGCCAUCAAUAAAUCAGGUAGAAUACACUUGCAGUUAUUUUUAAAAAUUGUUACGAAAAUAAAAAUAAUUGUAAAAUGAAAAAAAAAAAAACGCCUCAACACAACUGAUCUCAUCGGCAGAGAUUGAUCUUCUCUGCGGUUUAGAGAUUAAAUGAAGGCAUGGGUAAUUCUUCCGACACGGGGAACAUGCCAGCCGCCAAGUUAUUAUUUAUGUUUGUAUUUAAUAAAUUUAUUUCAAACAUGCCUACAAUGUGAUCAGGUUUAUACAUCCUGUGUAUAUACUCAAGUUUGUGCUAAUGAAAUUUAUUAUCCACUUAAUUUUA